Monascus purpureus is the source of this 330-nucleotide messenger RNA. The record is from the annotation of a GenBank genome assembly. NCBI's taxonomy places the organism in Eukaryota, Fungi, Ascomycota, Eurotiomycetes, Eurotiales, Aspergillaceae.
AUGACCUCGACAACGACAACCUCCGCCGCCAUCCUAUCUAUCCUCACCUCCAUCGGCGGCAUCACCGGCUACGCCCGUAAAGGAUCCAUCCCCUCCCUCGCGGCCGGCUUAUCCGUCGGAGCGCUCUACCUGCUCAGUUUCCUACGGCUGAAGGAUGAAAAACCCCAUGGGGAGGAAUUGGGGCUUCUUGCGUCCCUGGUGUUGGCGGGUGGUGCGGUGCCGAGGGUGAUUAAGACUAAGGGGAAGCCGGUUCCUUUGGCUUUGUUGUCGGUUGCGGUGUAUGGGGGGUUGAUUUAUGGGCUGGCUGUUUGGGAGAAGAGAGGGCUCUAG